UUUUACUUCUAGUUCGACAUUUCAAUAUUUCAUUAAAUUCUUAUAAUAAUCUAUAGUAUUUGUAUCUUGUUUUACCCGGACAUAUGAUCAAAUGAAACAGAUAAGAUUUCUCAAUUCCUACAACCCAAAGUCUUCAUCCACGAGUAGAAUUAUACCAUGUCGGAGCCCUGAAUGUUGGCCAAAGCAGAAGCAAUGCCACCUGAUGCAUAAGUCCGGCGGCAAGGCGGUAGCCACAUGCCCUUACCAAGUCGACUAUAUGACAUAUAACACUUCAAGUAAGGGCAUCCUUGUUAAGGAUAUCUUGCACUUAGAAACAUAUGACCAGAAACGCCGGCCUUGUAAAGCGCCAAUUAUAUUCGGGUGUGGAAUGAUUGAGACUGGUGCUAAUUUGGAGGAUGGCACAAUCAAUGGUUUGCUAGGGCUGGGCUUUAAUACGCCUUUGGACUUACCUGGCAUGCUAGCAUCCCAAGGGCUGGUCCCAAACUCCUUCUCCUUAUGCUUUGGCCUUGAUGGCAAAGGCAGGCUUGCACUUGGAGACAAGGGCAGCAGUGCCCAUAUGAGAACACCACUAGACCCGGAUGAAGAAUUUCACGAUGGGCUAUCACAUUGUCUAUGAUCGUGAAGAGUCUUUUUUGGGGUGGAAACAAUCUGAUUGUAUAAUAAAAGAAGCAAAAACUACUCCCUCGAGCAAAGCAUCGGGAGCAACAAUGCGGAGCAUAGUAGUGGGAUUUUUACUUUUGUUUUCUUGUGGUUACAUUUAUUUUGUACCGUAGUAAUAAUUUAAGGGAAAAGGUGCAAAUAAGCCCAUGUACUAACCAAAAAAGGUCAAAUAAGCCCUUAUUUAGGAGACUCUGUCCGGC
Cuscuta epithymum is the source of this 860-nucleotide messenger RNA. The record is from the annotation of a GenBank genome assembly. Lineage: Eukaryota; Viridiplantae; Streptophyta; Magnoliopsida; Solanales; Convolvulaceae.